Belonocnema kinseyi is the source of this 3599-nucleotide messenger RNA. Its product is annotated as zinc finger FYVE domain-containing protein 1-like. The record is from RefSeq and is a predicted model, not a curated record. Lineage: Eukaryota; Metazoa; Arthropoda; Insecta; Hymenoptera; Cynipidae. The transcript has 7 exons. Gene Ontology annotation, molecular function: metal ion binding. Bases 358 to 2436 code for a protein of 692 amino acids.
UCACUGAGCAGAUGAUCUGCAAACAAACAUCCCAAAAAGAAAUUUCUCGAUAAUUUAAGGAAGAUAAUAUCAUUUUGAAAUAUUUGGCAACCUUGGAUAAGUAAUCGUGUUUUCUGAAACAGUUAUUUUACAUCCGAAGAGAAAAACUAGAAUGCAGCUAAUGUUUUCGAAAAGUGUGGUAAGAGCGGUAAUGGCGGAUUUUGUCGUUGCGUCGUAGUUGUAUAUGAAUUAAUUCAAAAUUUACUUAGUGACUAGCCUACUGUGUCUAUUUAUUCAAGAAAUUAAGUCGCGUGGCAGAAGAUUUAUACAGUGUUAAUCCAUUGAAAUUGACAUCAGCUUGCUAUGUACUGAGGCAAAAUGAGUGCUCUAGACUAUCGAAGCAAGACACUUUCGAUGUGGCAUGGCCACAGAGUUGAAGCGACAAGUCCAGCAAUUAUGGAAAGUUUGGACAGUCUCUCCAUAAACAACCGUGAUGGAAAUCAAUCGCUACUCAUGCCUUCAAACCAGGGAAACUUGUCAUUACACGGAAUGCCCUCGCUUCAAGGAAUCAACAUGAAAUCUUCAACGUCUUCCUUCGAAGAACUUCAAAGUUUUCUUCUCAUAGACGGAAGAGAGUAUCUUAAAGUUGCAAAUGCAGAACAAUUCGUAGAAAGGUUGAACUGCACCGAAAAUGGCCUCAAAAUCAAAGUCGUCUCGAUUUUUGGAAACACAGGAGAUGGCAAAAGUCACACUCUUAAUCAGACCUUCUUUAAAGGAAAGGAGAUUUUUAAGACGUCGAAUGAGCAGAGUUCUUGCACUCUUGGAGUUUGGGCGGCUUUUGAUCCGACGCUUAAUGUGAUUUGUUUGGAUACCGAGGGCCUUCUAGGUGUGACAGUACAUGAAAAUGAGCGUACAAGGCUCCUCUUAAAAGUGUUAGCAGUCUCUGAUAUCGUCGUGUACAGAACUCGUGCCGAGAGAUUGCACAGGGACUUAUUUACAUUCUUAGGAGCUGCUUCUCGGGCCUACAGUCACCAUUUUCAAUCUGCUUUGCAGGCAGUUGGACAAAGGGAAGGAGUUUCGGGUUCUUUGAGUAAUUUAGGACCGAGUAUAAUCAUUUUUCAUGAAACUAGGCACACAACUCCUCUAACUAAUGGCGCUUCUGAGAGUGCGGAGGACAUUCUACGAACUCGAUUCGCUCAAAUGCGCUUGGAAAUCGAGGCCUUUAGUUCGAUCAAGUACGUUGGAGUUCAAACUCUCAAUCCACCAACUAACUACGAUCCUUUAAGAUCAGCAAUCAAAAAUGAAUUGGACAACACGACCGUCAGAUCUGCUAGGAAACCACAUUUAGUUUACAGUACCUUGAAAAUUCUCAACGACAAGUUCUCUGGGGAAAUUGAGAAUGUUGCUAAUAUCCUUUUUCCUGAUCAGUACUUUACUUGUCCUGUGAAAUGUUUGAGUUGCGGAUGCAGAUGCCAAAGUAGCAUGGGACAUCUUCGGGAAGACAAACCGCACGUUAGUGACACUCGAUGUCGUUAUCAGCAUCAGUAUGAAAACGUAGUCUACAUUUGCAAAAAGUGUCAUGUAAACGGGAGCGAAGUAGUCGUGACCUGUCGAACUCAGACUCAAAACGAGAAUAGCUGGUAUGGAUUAGCCAAAUACGCCUGGUCUGGAUAUGUGAUCGAAUGUCCACAGUGUGGAGAAAUUUACAGAAGCCGACAGUAUUGGUAUGGAAAUAAAAAUCCUGAGGACGCUGCAGUUCGCACAGAAAUUACUCACGUUUGGAAUAUGGCGAGUCUUUCCCUAACUUCUCAAAACACAGCACAGCGAGUUGUGGACGGAGUUUCUUAUCUGACUGAGGCGGUUACAAACGUUUCUCUUCAGCCAACAAAAGCAAUAACUUCUUGGGUCGCUGACCAGGUCGCCCCGGCUUACUGGCGACCGAAUAAUGAAAUAAGAUACUGUCACAAGUGUAAUAUGUUAUUUGGACCCACUGACACAAAGCAUCAUUGUCGAGCCUGUGGUGAAGGCUUUUGUGCUCAGUGUUCUUCAAAAACAAAAUGCGUGCCGGCUAGGAAUUGGCACACACCUGUGAGAGUCUGUGACUCUUGCUAUCUUAGAGAUUCAAAUUCUAAUGAGGAAGUUGAAAAUUCGGAGGAUGUUAGUGUCAGGAAAGUUUCUGAACAUGUGGUUUCGACCUUCAGCGCUGUUGGCACUGUACUUUCAUACUCCAAAUCGAUUAUAAAGGACACGGUGAGGCCUUCCUACUGGGUUCCCGAUUCGGAAGUCAGCCAUUGUUGCGUCUGUGAGGGCAAAUUUUCUGAUACGGUUCCUUUGCAUCAUUGUCGAGACUGUGGUCGGGGAGUUUGUCAUGAUUGUUCUCAACAUCGCAAACCAGUUCCCCGUCGUGGUUGGGAAAAUCCAGUUCGAGUUUGCGAUUCCUGUACCAAAAUAGAUUAGCAUUCGAAAUAGAUUAGAUAAUUCACGUGAGUGAGUGAUUCUCAAAUAAGUAACUAUAAUAAUACAAAAAAAAGUAGAAUGAACGCUGUAGAUGAAUGACAAGUUGAUGAGGAAGGUGAGAAGUUCACGAUUGACGAAGUCUGUAUGGUUAUUCGAAAUAAGACCUCCGUGUACAUUUCAAAAUCUUCGAAAUCUCAUGAGAAUAUUUUUUUACACAAAAGAACUUUUCUAUUAGGUAUAUUUUUUAUACAAAAACACACAUUUAUUGCUCAGAUAACGUUCAUUUUUCAAGCCCAUUCGCGGUGAUAUCAACGAGGUACAGAAUGUUUGGUGAAAUUGGCAUAAAAGGGGUUGUGCCAUAAAUUGUGAAGUGGCAUUUGUCAGUUUUUAAUGGUUGUAAGCAGUUGUAAGUUGUGAGUUUUGAAAGGUGUAAGCUGUGUAAGUUGUAAGUUAAACAGUUGUGAAAGUUGUAACUUACGAUAUAGUUAUCAAUUGCAUCAGUAGAUUAAUAUUCUUUGUAAGUAUGAGAUAUGCAAUUACCAGAUGCGUAAUUAGAAAGUUUUGUAUGGAAUGUUAUAAGGAAGUAGUUUACAUAUUGGUUUAUGUAACUCGGGAGAGAUGCGUGUUAUUCGAUUCGAAUUUGACAUAAAUUACAGUUUACAGAUUGAAUGUAGAAGACAGAAUUUAAGCAUGUGUAGGGAUUGUUGUGGAGUAAUGAACUCUCACAGGCUUUCCAUUAUUUUUGUUUAUGACUCGUUCGUCAGCUAAAAGAUAUCAUACAUAAAAUCUAACAAGGAUCGCAUUUAUGUAAAAUAUCUUUUGUCAGCUUGGUCCAUCUGGAUCUUCGAACUCUAAGAGUUUUAUUUUAGAAAUGUAAUAUAAAUAUUAUACAGUAAGGUCGUUUUAAUAUGUGUCUACUUGAUAAACGUCCUGGCUGUACACUUUAUCUGAUGAUUAUCUAUCCAACGAGUUCUAUUUAUCUAUUAUAAAUAUAUGUAUCUGAACGUUAAGUCGGCUGUGACAAUUUAGAUUUCCAAAAAUGCAUUUCGUUAGAGGCCAUGUCUUUCAUAAUAGAGUCAAUCAUUUAAUUUAACGGCUAAAGACAUUCCGAAUAUUCGUCUCUGUGAGAUCCGAAAUUUUAGACAAAAUAAAAGAAUUGCUCU